AGGACAAGUUUAUCAAAAUUAGAAUCCAAGAUGGACAACCUAGAAAUCAAGGUGAACAACCUAGAAAAGGCACAUUUUGAACUAAAAUCCAAGGUGGACGGAAUGCCAGCUAAAUUAACAGGAUUAGUCUUCACCAGCAUAAUCGGAGCGACCGCACUUAUAGGUGUAUUUAGUUGA
This is a messenger RNA of Funneliformis geosporum, 177 nucleotides long. The record is from the annotation of a GenBank genome assembly. Lineage: Eukaryota; Fungi; Glomeromycota; Glomeromycetes; Glomerales; Glomeraceae.